Molecule: messenger RNA, 1319 nt
Organism: Paramecium sonneborni
Lineage: Eukaryota; Ciliophora; Oligohymenophorea; Peniculida; Parameciidae
Source: the annotation of a GenBank genome assembly
AUGGAUUCUAAAUUAAUUGAAGAAUUUGAUUACUUAGACAAAGAUCAGAAAACAUAAAUGCUCAUUAAUCUCAAAUCAUAUAUUAGUCAAUUGCAAUCAUAAAUUCAAGAAUUAGAAAGAAGUGCUAUUGAUAUCAUUAUAGAAAAAGAUGAAAAAAUUUUAUAGUUAGAAAAUAUUAUCAAUUAAUAUACACCUUUAAAAUAGUAUAAUAAAGACGAUGAAAUCAUUUAAUUGAAAACGUAUCAUAACUUAUUUUACAUUAGUCAUAUAACAGAAUUAUACUCAAAAAUUGAUUCUGAUUAGACUUAACAUUUUGAAGAAUUAUAAGAAAUGGAUCGAAAAUGGAAUUCUUAUUUAUUAGAUUAGAUUCAUUUGAGUAGUCAAGAUGGAUAACAAUAAAAAAUUGAAAUGUUAGAAUCCUUACUUAAUCUUGAAAAAAAGAAUCAGAAGUAUGAACAAGAAGUAUACUUUAAGGUAAAUUCUAGCUGAAAAUCAAAGAAAAUUAAACUAUGAUCGAUAAGAAUACUAUUAAUUCAUUCAUUAAUAAAAUUUAAUAACUUUAAGAUGAAUCUUAGGAUCUCAAUUAAUAAUUAAACAAACUAUAAAGAGAAAAAGAUUUGUAGCGUGAUCAUCUAUAAUCUGAUAAAAAUGCACUUGAAAUAAAAAUAAAUGUAAAUUAUAUCUCUUAUUCCAAGAAAUUAAAUAUCAUUCAAAACUAAAAGGAAAAACAAAUCUAAAGUCUAAAAGUCUAAAAUGCCAAAUUUAUUUAAAUUAACAAAGAAUUGACAAACUAAAUAAAUGAUUUAAGAGAACAAAUUGAAAAAUAAACUGAAAUCAAAGAUAAAAGACACUCAGAAAAUUGUUUUUUAUAAUAAACAGCAAAUACUAUAGAGCAGAUCUAAAGAGAAGAAAUCAAUAUUACAGCUUUUGAAAUUCUAGAGGAAAGUUAGGUUGAUGAUGAUAAGGAUUAAAUGGCUAAUUUAAGAUAAAUUUUAGAUGAAAAAUCAGAAUAACUUAUUCAAUAUGAAGAAUGCAUUAGAUAAUCUACAAAAUAAAUAAAAGAACAAAGAGCCCAAUUAUAAUUAUUAUAAUGUUAGCUUAAAUAAAUAAGGCAAUCUUAAUUCAAUUAAAAAAAUCUUAAAGAGUAUAUUUAAGUUUUAGAAAGUGAUUUCUUAGUCUCCAAAUAAUUGUUAGCUGAAAAAGCAGAUCGUUAUUAAGAAUAAGUGAUAUUCUUAACUUAAGAGAAUUACAAUCUGAAAUAAAAAAUAAAAUGCUUCCAAAAUAGAUAUCACAAGAAAGUAAAUAGGUAUAUCGAUUGA